Molecule: messenger RNA, 636 nt
Organism: Scylla paramamosain (green mud crab)
Lineage: Eukaryota; Metazoa; Arthropoda; Malacostraca; Decapoda; Portunidae
Product: chaperone protein DnaJ-like
Exons: 5
Coding region: 1-636 (211 amino acids)
Source: RefSeq, a predicted model, not a curated record
AUGGCAGAGAUUCUAGCAAAGCUAGCGCCGCAUUAUCCCGGUAACAUUCACGCUCUGCUCGGCGUGGCCCACGACGCUCCCCUGGAGCGGGCCUAUCGCCGCAAAGGACUCGAAUUCCACCCAGACAAAAACCCGGGUAACGCUGCCAAUGCAACUGUGCGCUUCCAGCAGUUACAGGCAGCCUACGAGAUGAUCUGCCGCAAUAAGGAGGCCGGUGGGGAACCAGAAGCAAACUGGUUCACACCGCCUCUGUCUUACUUGCCGCGCCAGGACUGGGCAGGGAGGGAGGGAAGCAGGGAGGGAGGCUGGGCGCUACUUACCCUGGGAGGUCGUGGGAAGAUGGGGGAGUGUGGGCAUGACGUCACGAACCACUCCUCGGGGUCGGCUGGUACCCCGCCGCCUGUGGGUCAGGAAGCUGAGGUAAAGGCAAAUGCUUCUUGGCAGGGAGAGGUGCGGGGGGAGCAGCGGGGUUGUGAGGGUGUGAGGGUGCUGGUGGUGGUGGAGGGAGGAGGGAAGUGUGAGGGCAAUGUUGGAGAGAUGAGCUGGGGGAGUGUGAGGGAGGUGCAGCCCCUUAACUUCCUCUACAGCACCCAAGAGGCGUGUUCCCGAUUCCUACCUCCCCGGAUGUUCUUGUAA